AUGGCGGGCAGGUGUGGGGGAGGCCCAAGUCAUAGAGGUGUCAUCCGAGCACCACCCCGCCACCCAACCAUGCUACGCAUGGUGUUGGAGGCGCUGCAGGCAGGAGAGCAGCGCCGGGGCACCUCGGUGAUGGCCAUCAAGGUUUACAUCCUGCAAAAGUACCCUACGGUGGAUGCCAUCCGGCUCAAGUAUCUGUUGAAGCGGGCCCUGGACACUGGCAUGCAACGCGGCCUCCUCGUCAGGCCUACCAACUCCAAGGCCAAGGGAGCCACUGGCAGCUUCAAAUUAGUUCCCAAGCACAAAAAAAAAAUCCAGCCCAGGAAGACAGCCACUGUGACUGUGCCCAGGAGGCCUGGUGAGGUCAAGGAGGAGGCCCCCCAAAAAGAUGGCCAGACCAAGAACGGAGAGGCAAGAGUGGGCAAAGCCAGGAAGGCCCCCCAACAGCCAGACAAGGCCACAAAUGCCCCUCUUGGUGCCAGUGGGCCCCAGGGGAAGUCAAAGGUCAAAGGCAGAAGGAGCAGCCCAGAUGCCAAGGCCCACAGGAGAACCAAAGCUGGGAGUCAGAGUUCAAAACCCACAGUCACCAAGAGCAAGAGUGGUGCUGCUUCCCAAGCCAAAAAGAAGAUGGAGAACAAGGUCCCUAAAGAGGCUGCUGCCCAGGGGGCGGGGGAAGGGCCAAAAGCCAAGGCUGCUGCUCCUCCUAAAGGUGGUGGAUCCAAGACGGUGCCUGUACCACUGACCAGGAAAACAGAGGUCCUCAAGGGCCCGAGAAGGCCUGGCAAGCCCACCAAGGCCUCGUCCUCCAAAGGGGCCAGUAAGAAGGCAGAAGCCAAGAGCUAG
Molecule: messenger RNA, 840 nt
Organism: Hipposideros armiger (great roundleaf bat)
Lineage: Eukaryota; Metazoa; Chordata; Mammalia; Chiroptera; Hipposideridae
Gene: H1-8
Product: H1.8 linker histone
Exons: 5
Coding region: 1-840 (279 amino acids)
Biological process (GO): nucleosome assembly
Cellular component (GO): nucleosome
Molecular function (GO): DNA binding
Source: RefSeq, a predicted model, not a curated record